Kwoniella shivajii is the source of this 1671-nucleotide messenger RNA. RefSeq lists its product as uncharacterized. The coding region runs from base 1 to 1671 and encodes 556 amino acids. The record is from RefSeq and is a predicted model, not a curated record. Lineage: Eukaryota; Fungi; Basidiomycota; Tremellomycetes; Tremellales; Cryptococcaceae. The transcript has 13 exons.
AUGACAUGGCAAGAAGCUGCGGCUGAGUACCGAGCGACUCGUGAUGCCAACAUCCCGAAAGAAUACCUCAUUACAGACCUCCCUUCCAAUGAUGUUCUCGAUGUCAAGGAUUAUCCUACCUUACCAGGAGUACUUCCAGCUUUAGAUUUGGAGAUCACUCAAACUUUAACCGUCACAGAACUCAUUGAAGCGAUCAAGGAAGGCAAAUAUUCAGCUGUUCAGGUGACUGAAGCAUUUUGUAGAAGAGCCGUUCUUGCUCAUCAACUAACCAAUUGUCUGACGGAAGUUUUCUUUGGUAAAGCUAUUUCUAGGGCCAAGGACCUGGAUGAAUACUUCGAGAAGACCGGCAAAACUGUUGGUCCGCUUCACUAUUGUAUCUGUUCUAAGUUUGCUAUACUAUCAGUCCCCAUCUCACUGAAAGAUCAGGUCGAAGUGGAAGGCACCAAUUUUACCAUGUCUUAUGUCGGAUGGAUAGGAAAGAAGGCAUCUCACAGCGCAGUCAUUGCUGAAUUAUUAUCGUCUCAAGGUGCGGUCUUUUACUGUCGUACCAACAUGUCUCAAGGAUUGUGGUUUGGGGAGGGCUAUAACAAUCUUUUUGGAAGAACCACUAAUCCCUUCAAUCGUAACGUCACAUGUGGUGGCAGCAGUGGUGGCGAAGGAGCUCUGGUCGGCCUACGUGGGUCCCUAUUGGGUGUUGGCAGUGAUAUUGGAGGCUCAGUCCGAAUUCCUGCGGCUUACCAAGCACUUUACGGGGUGCGAGGAUCGUAUGCUAGAAUUCCUUACUGCAAGGCAAGUAACAGCUCGGAAGGCCAAGAGAUGGUUAGAUCUGUGCUGGGACCUAUCACAGCCUCUAUAGAUGGUUUGAAGACUUUCUAUAAAGCGGUUCUCGACGCCAAACCAUGGGAGCAUGAUCCAUGGACACCCAGAAUGCCAUGGUCAGAAUCCGCAUAUGCGCUUGCAGACCAUGGCAACGGCGACAAGCUGUGCUUUGCCAUCAUGUGGGAUGAUGGAGUUGCGAAACCUUGUCCCCCUUAUGUCAGGGCCCUGCAGCAAGCUAAGGACGCUCUGAUUGCAGCUGGUCAUGAAGUGAUUGACUGGACCCCUUUCAAAUCUGCUGAGUCUGGGGAGCUGUUGAUGCGGUUCUUCACCUCUGACGGCGGAUACGACCUGAAAAAACAGCUUGCACUAAGCGGAGAACCCCAGCUAGGUGGUGUUCUCGAUCGCAGCAAGGGGGAGCUGAGUGCGCAUGAGCUAUUUGACCUCUGCUAUAUCCGAUCUGGCCAUAUCAAAGACGCACUCGAUCACUGGAAUGCUACUGUAUCGAAGACGAGUACUGGUCGGCCCGUAGACGCAAUCAUCGCUCCGGCUGCAGCUGCGCCUCCGCAACCACACGAUGGUCAUAUGUAUAUCGGUUAUACGGGCUUCUGUAAUUUGAACGAUUAUGUAUCAUCAAUCUUACCUGUCGCGCAUGUAGAUCCCAGUGUAGAUACCAAAAUCAACAGAGAUGACUUCCUCAGUGAUACCGACCGACAGGUUCACGAGCAAUACGAUCCAGCAUUGCAGGCAGGAGCACCGUGUUCUCUCCAGAUAAUUGGCAAAAAGUACGAGGAAGAAGCGAUCAUUCGUAUGACCGAGAUCGCUGACGCAGCCCUCAAGUCAGUACGUUCUUAG